GACGGAAGUAGCAAGCCUGGAAGCUGUCGAGAUUCUUUGUUCUGCAUUUUUUAUUCUACAUCAUAGCCUACCCGCACCCAAACAUCUAAGGGCCCAGGACCCCGUGAUAACCUCCAUACCGCCUCCGCCUGGGACCACAGCGCUGCUGUUUGUUCUCGUUUUGUGCUCAUCCAUGCCCCUAUCCGCCAUCGCCUAUCUCCUCUCAUACAACCUCGUGCACCACUCCCCACUUUUCCAUGGCCAAAGCAGGCUCCUCUACGCAGACGGGGGAAUCGUUCGCUGUCCCGCAACCAGCGAACCAAACCUCUGCCUCUAUCGAUCCGCUCUCAGGGAUCUUGCGCUCCAUCUGGGACGUCCCUGCCGUCGCUCUCGUUGCGAAUCCUCCUAUCGGCUCUGCACCACACAAAGGCAAAGCUCCCGCAGCCCCUCCCCCCUCGCAAACUUCUGUCCCCGACGUGUACCCCUCUGAUAUCGGACAUCCCGCGAAUGAUAUUUUCGGAGGCCCUCUGCGGUUGGUCCCGUUCAACCUUUCAAAACCCCAACGCUACCCCCACGGAUUCAGGAUCAACCCAUACAGCGAUGUCGGCCAUCGUAUGAUGGGUUCAUUCUUUACCGAAUGCUAUCCCAGGAUCCCAGAUGAACAUAAAUUCCAAUACAACCAUCUUCUCCGCUAUCUCGGUAAAUUCUAUGGUGAUCCCGAGGAUGUUGAAUAUAAAACUAGCUGGGAAACAAAUGUCAACUUUCACAGCAAUCGUUUCUAUAUCCCGCUGGGAAAGGGAAAGAAGUUUACGGAUUUGGAAAUUGUGAGAGCUGUCAGAGAACAUGACCCCGAAUUAUUGAAAGGUACAUCCCAGGGUACAUCCGAGGUUACAUCCGAGGUUACAUCCCAGAUGUCAACAAAGUUUGGCGGCAUCAAGCCAGAUGUCUGUCUAACAGGGUAUCACAUUGGAACAUUGGCGGAAGGGACGUAUCGACAAAAGCCCGAGGGCGGCAGGAAGUUCAGAGAAAGCGAUCGCCCCAAAAGAGUCCUCUACGCUCUCGUCGAGAACAAGUGGCUACCUUGGCCGCGAGCGAGACAUAUCGAUCUACAGGGGAAAAUUGAUCUACACCUCGACAGCCUCCAAUUCGCAAACGUGGAGGCUAUCGCUCAGACAACCUACUACAGCCUACUUGCUUAUGACCUCUCAAAGUGUCGUUCAGCUAUGGCAUUGGUCAACGGGGAUUUCACUCGUAUCCUGAACCUGUCUCAUCUGGGGCCAGAAGGAAAAGAGGUAGUUUUGGGAGGCGUGACUCGGGGAGGAGACGGUGGCCGGAGAAUCUUGGUUGAAGCCGAUCCAGCUCUUGUCACCGAGUUGAGGCGCCGCGGCCUUCAUUGCGUGUCUCCAGAGCGAUUUGGCGUACUCGCGGCAGGAGAUCCUUUGUUUGGUAUGCAGUGGAAAGCACCGAAUUCCCUCAUCGCAGAUUUUGAGGAUUGGACUUUGGAUCGAGAGGCUAAGGAGCGCCUUGAUGCCACUGUAUAUCUCAACCUUGCCCUUGCUACCCAUCAUCCGGAGACCGUCUCAGAUCCUCCCAUCGACAACCAUUCCCUCGCGCACGUCAUCGAUGCGAACACCUCCGAGAAAGUGGCAUAUCAGUGGCUCGAUGUCAGCGAGAAGAUGAGAGGACGCCGAGAGGAGGAGGAUGAAGAGGAUGAGGAUGAAGAGGAUGAGGAUGAAGAGGAGGAGGAUGAGGAUGAAGAGGAGGAGGAGGAGGAGGAUGAAGAGGAGAAAGACGACCACGAAGGGAAUGAGGAGAACGACAAACAGGGUGGCAAUAGGCGAGAUGAGGACAAUGGGAAUCCUGAUGUUAAAACUGGUGGUCCCGGUGGUGGUGCUCCUGGUCCUGGCGGCAGCCGGUCCCUUCGAACGAGAACCAGGAGCGAUCACCAUCAGGAGUUGUCUAGACCGACCGAGUACUUGCCCCCCACUCCUGAAUCACUCAUUGCAACUCCACCACCCUCGCCGUCUUCGUUUUCGACAAUAUCCUCACGAUUCGAAAUUGAACACCCCGUCAGUGUAGAGGAAUGGUGUUCGUCUGUCAAACAACAGGCUUCUACCGACCGUACCUUCGUUAACACGGCCCUCCCUGAUAAGCCUAUCAUCUACACCGCUGCCGAGAAAGUCCUUCCUUUUGGAUACUGGACUCACGCCGAGUACCUCGACUAAUUCUCGGGGCUUGGGGUCAGCUUCGUGCUGGUCACGCCCCUCGAGGUGGACGUGUUGCUCGCGCG
Cryptococcus amylolentus CBS 6039 is the source of this 2269-nucleotide messenger RNA. RefSeq lists its product as hypothetical. The transcript is spliced from 4 exons. The coding region runs from base 237 to 2204 and encodes 655 amino acids. Lineage: Eukaryota; Fungi; Basidiomycota; Tremellomycetes; Tremellales; Cryptococcaceae. The record is from RefSeq and is a predicted model, not a curated record.